AUGGGGAAUUCGUUAAACAGGAUUACUCUCUCCGACGCGAGCCUGCGUUUGGCCGCUGAUGAGUUGUGGUCAGCCACCAAAUCCCAUGACCAUCAAGCUGUAGAUCAACUGCUUCAAAACGGAGCUGACCCUUUAGUACCUGGCCAGAGCGGUGAAUCGGCCUUUGAACUAUCGGUUUACAGUUCGGAAGAUGGUUGCGAUGGGAAAGAAACCUUUCAGGAACUCACGAAGCUAUUUCUCGAGAAUCUGCGCCCGCCAGGGCUCGGACGGCACACGAAGCUCAACACGGAAGGCUUGCCCCCUCUUUGCUGGGCAGCGCGCCACAACGCUGUCGAUGUCAUGCGAUAUCUCCUGGAUCGCGGAGAGGACGUUAAUCAACAAAGCCUCACGGGGAUGAGUCCACUACAUUACUCAGCAAAAUGGGGCUGUGAAAAGACAUGUGCCCUUCUACUUAAGCAGAAGAAAAUUAAAAUAAACCAGAAAGAUCGCGACGACGCUACGGCCAUUCAUCAUGCUGCAAUUGGGAGGUCGGUAAAGGUGCUCAAUCGACUGCUACUAGAUCCGAAUUUGGAUUGUGGAAGCCGAGACAAGCAUGGAACCACGGCGAUCUGGUGGGCGACCCGGAUUGAUUGUGUUUCCUUCGUAAAGCGGCUACUGGCCGAAAGUGGGGCAAGAGAUCUUGCCUUAACAGAAAUCGGUCGUGAUCCGGUCACGACCCAAGAAUCAAGCGUACUUCACAAUGCCGUCCUGCAUGGCAAUAUCCAGGUCGUGCAAUGGCUACUGGCGGAGCGCAUCAAUCCAAACGUAAUUGCGAAUGGCCGAACCCCCUUCUGCUUAGCGGUAGAGUAUGGACAUGUCAAGAUCGUCAAGUACCUUCUCACGGAUGACUCGAUUGAUAUCAACGAAUGCACGAGCUUCGCACUGUCGCCACUCAGUGUUGCCCUCGAAAGUGGGAAUUUGAAAAUGGCGCGGUUGCUCUUGACACAAAGAAGUCGUCUAGAUUUUGAGCAGCAGCUUGGUACCAAUAUAAGCAGAAAUUCUAUGGUCGGCUUCACGCGGGCUAACGGAAAGCUAGAGAUUGGUACAAGGCGGGCUGAUGGAAAAUUGGAUGUCAUUAAGGCACCAUCCAUAGGGUGGUAG
Messenger RNA from Penicillium cosmopolitanum, 1140 nucleotides. Its product is annotated as ankyrin repeat domain-containing protein. NCBI's taxonomy places the organism in Eukaryota, Fungi, Ascomycota, Eurotiomycetes, Eurotiales, Aspergillaceae. The record is from RefSeq and is a predicted model, not a curated record. The coding region runs from base 1 to 1140 and encodes 379 amino acids. The transcript is spliced from 2 exons. Gene Ontology annotation, molecular function: protein binding.